AUGGCUGAUCAAAACCAAACGACUUCAAAUACUGAGGGAGGCUUCUGUCCUGAAGCAGAGAUCCCUUCUUAUUCAACUUUGUCUCCGGAAAUAAAAAAACGUAUAGAGGAGAAUCGUCUCAAAGCAAAAGACAUACAGUUGGAAAGGAGGUUGCAAAAUGGCUCGAACAAAACUUCUCAAGUAUCAACGUCAACUGAACAAACUGAACAGCAAAAUACAAAUUCGUCAAAUAAUACCAAUGCAAAUAACCAGGAGGAAAAAUUACGUCCAAUGAAAAAAUUUCAAAAUUAUGUGGAUUAUGAUUUUUCUAAAAUGAUAAAUACUCGUGGCGGAUUUCUACUUGAAGAUCAAGAUGAAAAUUCAAAAAAACGAAAGAUUAGAGAAAUCGAUCCAGAAGAUCCACCAAUCGACCCUCAUCAUUCUGACACUCCAAGAUGUAAAGAAUGCAACACUGUAGAAAUAGAUUAUCAAUUUCAUAGAACAUUUCGAGUAGAUAUUUGUAAAGCUUGCAAGGAAAAGUUUCCCGAAAAGUUUAGUUUACUAACAAAGACUGAGGCAAAGGAGGAUUACCUAUUAAAUGAUGCUGAAUUAAAGGAUGAAGAGCUUUUGCCACAUUGGUCAAAACCAAACCCACACAAAUCGACUUGGAAUGACAUGAUGUUAUAUCUUCGAGAACAGGAAUUCUCCUUUAAAAAAUGGGGUGGUGCUGAAGGACUUGACAAAGAAUUUGAGAGACGUCAGAAUGAGAAAAAAAAGAGGAAGGACAAAAAAUUUAAAUCAAAACUUGCAGAUCUUCGAAAGCGUACAAGAACUGAUGAGUUAGAAAAGAAUAGAUACAAAGAGCAUAAACAUGAAUUUGGAGUGGCGGUUGAAGAUCCUGAAACUGGAAUAUCAACACAAACAU
Molecule: messenger RNA, 904 nt
Organism: Dentiscutata erythropus
Lineage: Eukaryota; Fungi; Glomeromycota; Glomeromycetes; Diversisporales; Gigasporaceae
Source: the annotation of a GenBank genome assembly